Hydatigera taeniaeformis is the source of this 177-nucleotide messenger RNA. NCBI's taxonomy places the organism in Eukaryota, Metazoa, Platyhelminthes, Cestoda, Cyclophyllidea, Taeniidae. The record is from the annotation of a GenBank genome assembly.
AGCCAAGCGGCACCAAUGGGUCACGAAGUGGCCUCCUCGACACAUUCAGGUGAUUCCUCGGACCAAUUUUCUGCCCGCAUCGGUGGUGUCAUCGGUGGUGGCGGUGUUGGUGGUGGCAGCGGAGGUAGCGCCGGAGAUCCUCCCUCAACUAUAUAUGGCUUCAAUGGGCAGUCUUGA